This is a messenger RNA of Dioscorea cayenensis subsp. rotundata (Guinea yam), 396 nucleotides long. Its product is annotated as probable sugar phosphate/phosphate translocator At3g11320. Gene Ontology annotation, cellular component: Golgi apparatus. The record is from RefSeq and is a predicted model, not a curated record. The transcript has 2 exons. Bases 1 to 396 code for a protein of 131 amino acids. NCBI's taxonomy places the organism in Eukaryota, Viridiplantae, Streptophyta, Magnoliopsida, Dioscoreales, Dioscoreaceae. Gene Ontology annotation, molecular function: antiporter activity.
AUGGCGUUGAUUGCUGUUUUUUUCCUACUUCCUGCAACAAUAUUCAUGGAGCCCAAUGUUCUUGCCAUCACAGUAACACUUGCUAGGGAAGAUAAAAAGAUCAUUUGUUUUCUGCUUUUCAAUUCCUCCAUGGCUUAUUUCGUCAACCUAACCAAUUUCCUCGUUACCAAACAUACUAGUGCCUUGACUCUACAGGUUCUUGGUAAUGUCAAAGGUGCAGUGGCAGUUGUGAUUUCAAUACUGAUAUUCAGAAACCCUGUAUCCUUAACUGGGAUGCUGGGCUAUGCAGUUCUGGUUCACCCUUGUAAACUAGGUUUUAGUUUCUUGUCGGGUUUCCAGAACUCCGACAAGAAACUAAAAUAUGGCUUGGCUUUUCCUAGGUUUCCAGAACUCUGA